AUGCCUGUGAUCAAAAGCAUGCGCAAGUUCACGAGGGCACUCUCCCGAAAGACCGUGCGGGUCACGCUGGGCCUGGGUGGAUUGGUGUUUGAGGAGGUCCACUUCAACAUGAAGGUGUUCGCCCUGGCCCGCCGCCUGGCGACGGAGCAUUGGGGUGCCUGGGAACUCCGAGUGGUCAGCGAGAACAACGUCCCUGCGGCCACUGGACCCGCGUGA
Molecule: messenger RNA, 216 nt
Organism: Symbiodinium natans
Lineage: Eukaryota; Dinophyceae; Suessiales; Symbiodiniaceae
Source: the annotation of a GenBank genome assembly